CAAAAUCUCGAGUCCAGGAAGUGCACUUUUCCCGUACUUCUUCUCAACACCUGCAUUUCGCUGACUUCCUUGCAUUUGUUUGAGCCAGCCUGUUCCAAAUAGCAGUCGCAAUGGCCAAGGAAGAAGUGGACUACACAAUCAAGCCGGAGGCUUCUUCCUCCAACAUUUCUACAGAGGACUGGCCUCUGCUCCUCAAAAAUUAUGACAAGCUUCUCGUGAGGACUGGUCAUUUUACCCCCAUUCCCGCUGGUUGCUCUCCUCUCAAGCGAGACCUCAAGUCGUAUAUCAGUUCCGGUGUGAUCAAUCUCGACAAGCCUUCCAACCCAUCCAGCCAUGAAGUCGUUGCUUGGAUGAAGAGAAUUCUGAGGGCGGAAAAGACGGGACACAGUGGAACUCUCGAUCCCAAGGUCACCGGCUGCUUGAUUGUUUGCAUUGAUCGCGCUACUCGUCUCGUCAAGUCCCAACAAGGUGCUGGAAAGGAGUACGUCUGUGUCAUUCGCUUGCACGACAAGAUCCCUGGUGGUGAGGCUCAAUUUAAGAGGGCUUUGGAGACCUUGACUGGUGCCCUCUUCCAGCGUCCUCCCCUUAUUUCUGCUGUCAAGCGUCAACUCCGUAUCAGAACCAUCCACGAGAGCAAACUGUAUGAGUUCGACAAUGAGAGACAUCUCGGUGUCUUCUGGGUCAGCUGUGAGGCUGGUACCUACAUCCGUACCCUCUGUGUUCACCUCGGUCUCCUUCUUGGUGUCGGUGCUCACAUGCAGGAGCUGAGACGUGUGCGCAGUGGAGCCAUGGACGAGAACAAGGGCAUGGUUACUCUCCACGACGUUUUGGACGCCCAGUGGAUGUAUGACAACCAGAGGGACGAGACUUACCUCCGCAAGGUCAUCAAGCCUCUGGAGACUCUCCUCACAAGCUACAAGCGUAUCGUUGUCAAGGACAGCGCCGUCAACGCUGUGUGCUAUGGUGCCAAGCUCAUGAUUCCUGGUCUUCUCCGCUUCGAGGCUGGUAUUGAACUUAACGAGGAGGUUGUGCUCAUGACUACCAAGGGUGAGGCCAUCGCUAUUGGUAUUGCCCAAAUGUCCACCGUUGAGCUUUCCACCUGCGACCACGGUGUUGUUGCCAAGGUCAAGCGUUGCAUCAUGGAGCGUGACCUGUACCCCCGCCGCUGGGGAUUGGGCCCUGUUGCUCUGGAGAAGAAGAAGCUCAAGUCUGCCGGCAAGCUUGAUAAAUACGGCCGGACUAACGAAGCCACCCCCGCCAAGUGGAAGAGCGACUACAAGGAUUACUCUGCACCAGAGGAAGCAUCUGCUCAGGCAGAAGUUGAGGGCACUUCCAAGGAAGAGACCGCUGCCCCCGAGGCUGAUGUCCCAUCGUCCCCACAGAGCAAGAUGGAUGUUGAUGAGGAUGAUGACAAGAAGAAGCGCAAGAGACAUGAGGGGGAAACCCCCGAGGAGCGGGCUGAGCGUAAGCGCAAGAAGAAGGAGAAGAAGGAAAAGAAGGAACGGAGGAAGUCCAAGCAGGAGAAGGACGACAGUGACGACAGUGAUUAAGUCCUUCCAGGAAGUCACUUGCCAGGCUCUGACUGAAAAGCGCUUCUUCGCUGAAAAUGCAUCUACGCGCUCACGCAUUCUUAUCUCAGGGCCUCCUUACUUGGGCAAGAUUCCUGUAUCAUAUUUGUUUCUUCUAUCGGAGUCUUGGGUUGAAAAGGGAAUGAAUUUUAAUUUAUCUGGUUUCUUAUCUAUGUUAUCGUUCAGUAUCAGUACUUAGCUUCGAGACAAAGCAAAAAUAUUCAAUAUAUUCGUGUACUGAAGUCUUGGGGAUAUUGACUCUUAUUUAACGAAUCGAAUCAAGCAUCAGAUCAGUCACUUUGUGGUGGUUGGAUGUCGCUCUGAUGAUGCAC
Molecule: messenger RNA, 1900 nt
Organism: Aspergillus ochraceoroseus IBT 24754
Lineage: Eukaryota; Fungi; Ascomycota; Eurotiomycetes; Eurotiales; Aspergillaceae
Gene: cbf5
Product: pseudouridine synthase CBF5
Exons: 5
Coding region: 111-1550 (479 amino acids)
Biological process (GO): mRNA pseudouridine synthesis; rRNA pseudouridine synthesis; box H/ACA sno(s)RNA 3'-end processing
Cellular component (GO): box H/ACA snoRNP complex
Molecular function (GO): pseudouridine synthase activity; RNA binding
Source: RefSeq, a predicted model, not a curated record